AUGAGAGGGGCUAGAAGGUGGUGCCAACCAGACCCCGGCACCGCAAGGCCCCCAAAGCUCAUGGGCAGCGGGCCAGGUGGGCCCCAAGGAAACCCAACGAGCCCCCACCGAACCCCGCCCCCCAAGCAACUGCAGCGUCAGGCCCCUGCAACGGUCCCGACCUGGGUCACACCGCAAAACCGACCCCCAGCAGAAGGACGAGGCACGCCACCAGGACGCGCGGACGACGGGCCCCACCCAGCCCCCCGGACCCCAGCGCCCAGGAGCACAGGCCAACCUGCAACCCCGCCAGUACUCCCCCAGACCGCCCCAGACCCAAAGCUGGACCCCCAGCCCACCCGACCUGCCCCCCACUGCCAGCCGCACACCAACGGGCAGGCCCACCCUGCGCGGCAGCAGAACGCCCCACCCCCCACCCCCGCAGGUGGCACCCAGCACCCGCACCAGGCCCCCGGCCGUGGGGGGGGCCCCAGGCGGGGAAAGGGAAGCAGGGAGGGACGGGGGGAGGGGGGAGGGAGGGGGAAGGGCAGGAGAGGAGCGAGGGGAGGGGGGAGGAGGAGCCCACCCACCCCGCACCACCAGUGGCGGAAACAGCCCCCCAGGGUGGACUGGCCAUGCCGCCCCAGGCCCAGGGAACACAAGGAGACCCCGCCACCUCCACGCACACAGGGCAAGCAGUCCAGACGCACCCGCCCCCCAGGGGAAAACCGCCCGGCCCCGCGAUCCCCCACAGAGCCAGGGAGCAGGCCUGGAUUCAAGGGAGAGAGGGUGCACUUAACACAUGCUUAA
Messenger RNA from Epinephelus fuscoguttatus (brown-marbled grouper), 789 nucleotides. Its product is annotated as splicing factor, proline- and glutamine-rich-like. Lineage: Eukaryota; Metazoa; Chordata; Actinopteri; Perciformes; Serranidae. The record is from RefSeq and is a predicted model, not a curated record. The coding region runs from base 1 to 789 and encodes 262 amino acids. The transcript has a single exon.